AGGGGGUCGCGUAUAAUUGUUAAACAUGAAUCAACCGGCACAGCGAAUGGCCGCCAUAGGGACGGAUAAGGAGCUGAAUGACCUGCUGGAUUUCAGCGCGAUGUUCUCUCCUCCGGUGAACAGUGGGAAAAGUGGACCAACCACCCUGGCGAGUAGCCAGUUUGGCGGACCAGGUAUGGAUGAGAGAACAGCUCCAGGGUCGUGGGCUGCAGGCAGCCAGACAAGCCCUUCCUACGACUCUGCCAGGGGAUAUAACCACAGCCCCCAAUACAAUGACCACAUGGGCGACAGAGGAAUGGGCUCUCACGACGGCAUGCCUUCAGCGUUUCUCAACUCCAGUUUAAUGAGUAAGGCAUCAGAGCGAGGACAUUAUUCAUCAUACAGCAGAGAUCCUUCGAUGCCCAGUUGCCAUCAGCCUGGGAUGCUGGGGUCGGAGCUGGGCAUGACGAGCCCAGGGCCCAUGUCUCCGCAUGGAAAGCCAGGCUCCCCUUACUACCCGUUUGUCGCCACGAACCCCCGCCGGAGACCUCUGCCCGACUCUCCAGGCAUCGAUGUUGCAAGUAAGAAGAUCAGGAAGAUUCCUCCAGGGUUACCAUCCUCUGUGUACGCACCCUCGGUCGCAGUAGACGAGUUCAACCGCGAGUCGCCCAGCUACUCGGCCAAACCGCCUGGCAGUAUGUUCUCUAGCCCCUACUUCAUGCAAGAUGCUGCGCACGGCUCUUCGGACCUCUGGAGUUCAUCCAAUGGCAUGAGUCAGCAGGGUUACAGCAGCAUGCUGGGAGCAUCGGCUGGUCACAUGACGCAGCCGGGAGGCUACAGCAGCCUGCAUCCGCAUCCACAUGAGCGCUUGAGCUACCCGUCACACUCCCCCGCGGACCCCAACCUCAGCCUCCCGCCUAUGGCCAGCUUCCCGCGCACAACCGGCAGCUCCACCGCAUACGUGUCCAACUCCCGCACGCCGCCCGUUAACGGAUCCGAUUCCAUGAUGGGUACGCACCACUCUUCGAGUAGAGGGAACGCGGCAGGUGGAUCUCAAACGGGUGACGCCCUCGGGAAGGCCUUGGCAUCUAUUUAUUCGCCAGAUCACACCAGCAACAGCUUUCCAUCCAACCCCUCCACACCAGUCGGCUCUCCCCCACCACUCACAGGUGCGGCACAGUGGUCACGGACCGCGGCGCAGGCGCCUUCAUCUCCCAACUACGAGAGCUCCUUGCACUCGCUGAAAAGUCGCGUGGAGCAGCAACUUCAUGAGCACUUGCAGGAUGCCAUGUCUUUCCUAAAGGAUGUCUGCGAGAGUCGGAUGGAGGACCGGCUCGACCGACUCGACGACGCCAUCCACAUCCUGCGGAACCACGCCGUCGGGCCCUCCACAAGCAUGCCCGGCGGCCACGGCGGGGACAUGCACAGCCUCCUGGGGCCCUCGCACAACGGCGCCAUCGGGGGCCUCGCUGCCAACUACGGCACGGGUGGCCUGUCCGCAAGUCGGCACUCCGCCAUGGUGAGCUCUCACCGCGACGAUGCCGUGGGGCUGCACUCAAGCUUGUCCAGCGUCAUGACGGCCCAGCCUGGGAACGACCUUACCUCCACACAAGACUCCUUCCGAGGCCUGGGCGGUAGCCUGACCACCUCUGGUGGGGGGGGCCAGGCGGGCAGCAGCGUGAGUGGCGGUUCGCAGAGCAGUGGCAUUGAGGUCAAGUCGGAGGACAAGGAGAAGGACGAGAACGAGGACGGGAAGUCGAGCCGCAACGACCGCGACAAGAACGAUGACGACAAAGAAGACAUUAAGUCAGUGACACGGGGCAGGUCAAGAAGUGGCGACGAGGAUCUACUGCCGGAGGAGCGCGAGGCCAAGGAACGCGAGCGGCGGAAGGCGAACAACGUGCGGGAGCGCAUCCGCGUGCGUGACAUCAAUGAGACCUUCAAGGAGCUGGGCCGGCUGUGCCAGACGCACCUCCGGACGGACAGGGCCCCCACCAAGCUGGGAAUCCUUCACCAGGCCGUGCAGGUCAUCACCAGCCUCGAGCAGCAAGUCCGAGAGAGGAACUUGAAUCCGAAAGCUGCCUGCCUUAAGCGCAGAGAGGAGGAGAAGGUGUCGGGGCUCCCCUCGGAACCAGGCUCGGGACACCCAGGCAUGGGCGACACUCCAUUGGGACACAUGUUCUCAGUGGAUAGUGUUGGCCAUUUCUGAAUUCUCCGACGCUGCAAAGCUGUAAAAGCUGUCCAUAUGUGCACGAACUCGCACACACACACACUUACACGGACACACGUACGUACUACAACACUCGAGCAAGCUGCUGCUGAUGUUGCUGCUGCUGCGUGUGGUCUUCAGCUGCCCACCCAACCUGCCCAAGAAGACGAGCAGAGGACAAACUCCCCUGCACCUCCCCGUCUCUCCCCCACUGCCCCAACCCACCUGGAGUCCUCCAACCCAAUUCAUCACCUCCCUCCCUACGCCCCAAGAAUGUGUGUUGACCCACAACGAAUGUUGACAUAUCCAGUAACUUCUGUUGCCAGCGAAGAUUGCAGCCUGCCAGAAGUUUGGCAGCCAAUUCUCCCCCACAUGCUGUGCGGGAGAGUUUCAUUGUGCCUAAAAAAAAUUAAAGUCUGACUUAAAAUGCACAGUAGUCGUAAUAAAUGUAUUUAUUACAAACAUUUUGAUUUUUUUAGAACAUGGGGGGGGAAAAUAUGCUUUUGAAAGGGAUGUCUGUGUUGAGUUUUUAUGAAUUAUCGUGCUCGUUCACCUAGUGUGUUAGGAAACCUGCUGGCAAAGAGAGGUUUGUGCCAGUGGUGUUUUACAAAAAUGAGAAAAAAGUAUACAAAAAGAAAAAAAGAAAAAAAUAUAAAAAACAAAUUGACCCCAGCAUUCCCUAAAUCUUGACCUGUUGUCUUAAACUAAAAAAGGGAGAACAUUUAUUUUGUACUGUCCAUUCCAUUUGACCAGAGUAACAAACUUUGUGUGAAAUGGUGUAAAACUCAAUCAGCUUAUGACAUUCAUUUACACAUCUUCACAUUAUGAAUAAAAAAAAAGUUACUAAAUGUGACACCAGCCAAUAGCAGACAUGAUGAUGAGCUCCAUACAGAUAUGGUAUAGCAUUGUAUUUCUUACAAAUAAUUGUGGUUCUGUUCGACGAUUGUUGCAUCGUCAUUUUUUUGCGGUUUGAUUUCUAUGAAAAUGUUUUCUAUCUUUGUGCUACACUAUUUUCUUUAUUACGGUUUUCUAGACGUAUACAGUGCAUUUGUAAAAAAAAAAAGGGAGUCGUUUUUUCCGAUCCCCUGUGAAAUUUUUAUUGCAGAGUGUAAUUAUAUGCCAUUCGUGUCGUUACCUUGUUUUAUUAAGCACAUCAUAUCCAGCACCCAACUUAAUGGAAAUAUCUGCGAACAAAGCACAAACAACAACAAAAAGGGAAGAAAAUUAAAAUGUAUAAGCUUGACAAAUGUCUUUCAGUGGAUAAAACAUACCUAUUUUACUGUUCAUGUUCCUUUAAAAAAUAUAUAUAAUUGUGUUAAACAUUUUAUGGUGGAUGUCAUUUUUUCUGCUGCCAUCCACCAGCAGCUACAGUUAAAAGAAAUGACUUCGCAAACUCGGCAGUUUCAGACUUUACAUUUCAGCAACAUAUCGCCAUUGCACCCGUAGUGCAGAAAACUUUUAUAUUGUAUCAUACCGUAAUUAGUUUUGCCAACUACCAUACUUAACCGUCUUCCAGUCUUGUUCAUACAUACGUUAACGUGUUAAUCAACGAGGGAGAAAAAUCACCAUCUUGCCGUGCCCCCCCCCCCCUGCCCUUCCAACUUCAUCGGUGGCUGUUAAAUCGGGACGUUAAACUUCACCUCGCCGAGUGGAGUGUGGUGCUACUUAGCAGCGCCCCGAUUUGAUUUUGCGUAGGCAUGGAGCAUCUAGCGCGGCCGGAGCGCCCGUGACGGCACAAAGUGUUGUGUGUUUUGCGUUUUAGAACGCAAGCGACGAGACGUAGCCCAUUACCACGACGGCCAACGGAGAAAUGUUGAAAUCCUCCCCAAGACUGGACAAUAAGGAAUCGCACAAAACCCAAGACUGCGUCAACAACAACGUUUUUGGGGGGGGGGGGGGUGUCUACCUUUAUCACUAAAAAGCCCUGUCAUUUUUUAUUACAUGUUAAAACAAUUAAGGAGGUUAUGCGUUGGCUUGUUUACUAGAUGUCGUAAGGAGCAGUUGAUAUCAACAUCAUGAGUAGCUUGACGGGAGAACAAAAAUUAACACGGGGAAUCAGGCUGACCGCACGCGCAAAAAAAAUCACCCUUUCCGUAUGGUUGUGUGCUGACUUUGUGCCGUGCAUUAAUUAUAUUUUUUAUUAUUUCGUUCGUACACUUCAGAAAGCAUUUAGUGGUGUAUGUACUGUACAUACUGUAGCUUUUAUUGCGAGACAUGACUUCAACGUGUGGCCUUGUUCAUUUCAGUAUUUGGAGGAUAAAACAACGGGGCUGGGUGGUUGUUGUGCCAUUGCAGAGCCUUGUUUUGCGAAGCGUGUUUGAAGCCGCUAUUUUGAUUUUGCUAUUAACUAUAUAGACUUUGUGGUAUGCGCUGAAAGCAAAGCUGUGCUUAAGGUUAAAGAAAGGUACAUUCGGCUUAUUUUUCACUGUAGCUAGCCUUUUAUACCAUAAAUCUUGUAUGAAAUUUCCGGAAUGCAGGAUAUUACUCUUUCUAGAUUUUUGAAAUCGAAAAAAGUUUGCGUAAAAAAUUUAAAAAAGUUUGUUACUUUAUUUUACUACUGUAGGUAGCAAAGCUAGUUAUUUUGCCAUAAAUUGUUAAUGAUAUUGCCAGGCGUAUGGUAGUAAGUAAAGUAAAAAAUUUAAAAAUACGCAGUGUAGUUUAUCGCUAGUUUAGUGCCUAUAAAAUAGCCUGUUUUAAUUGUAAAAGUAAGUUGGAAUUGGAGAGCUCAGCUGUGUUUGCAUUUCCGUCACGUCCAACCUUUCAGAUUCAUAGCCGAGUGGAAAAAAAAUGGUUAAAUUGCUGGGACCCUACGUGUUUCCGGUCAACAAGUCUGUUUCAACUUUGUUUCUGUCUGUAGUUACUUCAAAACUCCUGUAUGUAUAUAACAUUUAUGUAGCAAUAAAUGUGCCAUUUUUGUAACAAUAAA
This is a messenger RNA of Lethenteron reissneri (Far Eastern brook lamprey), 5114 nucleotides long. RefSeq names its product transcription factor 12-like. Gene Ontology annotation, cellular component: chromatin; transcription regulator complex. NCBI's taxonomy places the organism in Eukaryota, Metazoa, Chordata, Hyperoartia, Petromyzontiformes, Petromyzontidae. Gene Ontology annotation, molecular function: protein dimerization activity; RNA polymerase II cis-regulatory region sequence-specific DNA binding; DNA-binding transcription factor activity, RNA polymerase II-specific. The record is from RefSeq and is a predicted model, not a curated record. Gene Ontology annotation, biological process: regulation of transcription by RNA polymerase II.